AUGGAGCAACCAAAAGUUUCUGACAAUGUUCGGUUUUUACAACUGAACAAAGGCAAAUGUGUUUUCCAUGCUUUAACAGAUGACACUGGUGUUUACCUGGCACUUUAUGUGGAUGAUGGCUUGCUUGGCUAUAAUGAGUACGGUGGCAAAAAAGUAGAGGAUCCGUCUGAGCUUGUGAGUGUCAGAAAUAGGAUCGAGGAGAAAUUACUAGAAUUAGUUGAUAUUGAUGAAGCAAGGAAAAACGAUUUAAGACAAAUACUAGUCAAACAUGCCGAGGUUUUCUCAGAUCAACCAGGGCUACCGAACUUCACUCCUUUUGAUGUUGGAACCAAGUUGCACAGUAGACAUUCCUCUGCAAACCAACAUGAAGUAAAGGAGAUGGAAAGGAAACCUUAUCGGCAGGCAGUCAGCAGCUUAAUGUUUUCAGCAACUGUCUCAUGGCCAGACAUCAUGUUCGCUGUGAGCAUGGUGAGCAGGAUUUUACAUAAGGCAGUCUCGAUCAUUGGCAUGCUGUUAAAAGGAUUAUGA
Schistocerca gregaria is the source of this 528-nucleotide messenger RNA. RefSeq lists its product as uncharacterized. NCBI's taxonomy places the organism in Eukaryota, Metazoa, Arthropoda, Insecta, Orthoptera, Acrididae. The transcript is spliced from 4 exons. The coding region runs from base 1 to 528 and encodes 175 amino acids. The record is from RefSeq and is a predicted model, not a curated record.